Uranotaenia lowii is the source of this 5205-nucleotide messenger RNA. RefSeq lists its product as uncharacterized. Gene Ontology annotation, biological process: DNA integration. Lineage: Eukaryota; Metazoa; Arthropoda; Insecta; Diptera; Culicidae. The record is from RefSeq and is a predicted model, not a curated record. The transcript is spliced from 2 exons. Bases 1 to 5205 code for a protein of 1734 amino acids. Gene Ontology annotation, molecular function: nucleic acid binding.
AUGUCCAACGAUCGUCGUCUCAAAAACCUAAGGACCCGGCACAGAAGUUUGCUGGCAUCCUUCUCUAACAUCCGGGCAUUCGUUGAAACCUACGACGAAGAACAACACGAAUGCCAAGUUGCUGGUCGUCUGGAGCACCUGGUGUCGCUUUGGAAUGAUUUCAACGGAGUGCAAGCGGAGUUAGAAACUCUAGAUGAAGCUGAGAUCGACAACCAUUUGAAGCAACGCAUCGAGUUCGAAUCUUCCUUUUUCGAAGUGAAGGGAUUCUUAUUAUCGAAAAAUAAACAUACUCCGUCGUCGCCAGCAUCGUCAUCCUCUCAUUCUGCGCCUCAUAGCCCUGCUUGGUCGUCACACGUAAGACUACCCGACGUGAAACUUCCGGUCUUCAGCGGUAGCAUCGACAGUUGGCUCAAUUUUCAUGACUUGUUCGUCUCGCUGGUCCACUCUUCUCACGAACUGUCUAAUAUACAAAAAUUCUAUUACCUCCGCUCUUCGCUAAGUGGAGAAGCCUUGAAGCUGAUCCAAACAAUCAACAUCAGCGCAAACAACUACAUCGUCGCUUGGACCCUUUUGGUUGAGCACUAUCAGAAGCCUGCACGGUUGAAGCAAUCGUAUGUGGAUUCCUUGUUCGAGUUUUCUACUUUGAAGCGUGAAUCAUCUACGGAACUGCGUUUUCUUGUCGAAAGGUUUGAAGCAAAUGUGAAAGUCCUUAAGCAACUGGGGGAGAAAACGCAAUUUUGGGACAUCCUUUUGAUAAGAAUGCUUAGCAUCAGACUCGACCCGACUACGAGACGUGACUGGGAAGAACACUCAUCGACUCUAUCGACAGUUACUUUCCACGACCUCACUGAAUUCAUCCAGCGACGUGCCAGUGUCCUUGAAGCCCUUUCGAAAAACGUAGAACCAGUAUCGAACAAUGUCGUCAAGAAACCUCCUACGCGCGUGAUCGCCAGCCAUGGAGCAAAUCAAUCCAAUUUCCGAAAGUGUGUAGUUUGUUCCGACCACCAUCCGCUAUAUUUAUGCUCGACCUUUUCAAAGUUUAGUCUCGAAGAGAAGGAGAGGGAAGUCCGCCAACAUCAGCUGUGUCGAAACUGUCUCAGAAAGGGCCACCAGGUUAAGGAUUGUUCUUCAACAAGUGCCUGCAGAUACUGCCGAAACCGUCACCACUCGCAACUUUGUUCUACUGGAAUCUCCAAGACUUCCGACACAACGAAGCAACGACAACCAACUACUUCUUCGAACCCACCGCCGUCAGUGUCACUCCCUGCUGCUUCAACCGAGGCUCCAUGUUUCACAACAUCCAAAAACAACCGCAAAACUAUUCUCCUGGCAACUGCAUUACUCACCCUCGUCGAUGACAACGGAACAGAGCACCUGAUCAAGGUCCAUCGCCAAAAGCUGAACUGUCCCAUCGUCGGAAUCGGCCAGUCCACAACGCAAGCUCGCUUCAAAAUUCGUUCUUCUAUUCGCUCCCGUGUGUGCCAGUACUCCGCCACAUUAGACUUUCUUGUGUUGCCAAAGGUUACUGUAGAUCUCCCAUCAACCGAAAUAAACGCAUCAUCGUUGAAGAUUCCACCUGGAAUAGAGCUAGCCGAUCCGUCCUUCCACAAAACCAGUCGAAUCGAUAUGAUUUUAGGCGCAGAAAUCUUUUUUGAGCUGUUCGAAACCUCCGGAAGAAUCAAUCUUGGUGAUGGCCAACCAACGCUCAUCAAUUCUGUCUUCGGCUGGGUUGUCUCGGGUGAGUGCGAACAACUUUCACCAACCCGACCAAUUGUGGCAAAUCUUGCAACGUUCAGUGAUCUCAACAAUCUCAUGGAGCGGUUUUGGUCAAUUGAAGACGACAGCUCCUCGCCAAGCUACUCCGUCGAAGAAGCAGCUUGCGAAACUCACUUUCAGCAGAACGUCAGGCGCACUCCAGAAGGCCGAUACUGCGUCCGUUUACCCGUCAAGAAUAACGUCCUCGAUAAUCUCAGCGACAAUCGCCGAACUGCUCUGCGACGCUUCCACAUGCUCGAGAACAAGCUCAACCGCGACGAGGGUCUUAAGCAGCAAUACGACAGCUUCAUGAAGGAGUACGAAUCACUGGGCCACAUGCAGAAGGUAUUCGACUACGAGCAACCACCUACACCUUGCUAUCAUUUACCCCAUCACGCUGUUAUCCGUGAAGACAGCACCACGACGAAAGUACGCGUUGUCUUUGACGCAUCAUGCAAAACUCCCAGUGGCCCUUCCCUAAACAACGCUCUAAUGGUCGGACCCAUCGUACAGCAAGACCUACGCUCUAUUAUCAUGCGCUCCAGAAUCCGGCCGAUCAUGCUGCUAGCUGACAUCAAGCAGAUGUACAGACAAAUUCUCGUCGACGAAGGUGACACCCCCUUGCAGCGAAUAGUGUGGCGAACCUCACCCGAGGCACCAAUGCAGACCUACGAACUGAAGACCGUGACGUAUGGGACAGCGAGCGCUCCCUACUUGGCUACAAGAGUACUGCAACAGCUGGCAGAGGAUGAACAUGAUAGGUUCCCCCUAGCAGCGAAAGUUCUCAGAAGGGACUUCUACGUCGACGAUCUUUUCUCUGGGGCCGAUUCUAUCCAAGACGCCAUCAAUCUCCAAAACCAGCUUGACCAGUUACUUCGCAAGGGAUGCCUCGAGCUUCGCAAAUGGGCUUCCAACGUAGCUGCUGUUCUUAAGGAUGUCUCUCCAGAAAACCGGGCGGUCCAAUCUUCUGUAGAUCUCGACCGAGAUCAGUGCCUGAAAACGCUUGGCUUACACUGGGAGCCAGCACCGGAUCACCUACGCUACCGAAUCAACCUCCCCGAGUCUCCACCGGAACAACCGUUGACCAAACGCAUCGCACUUUCACAUAUUGCUCGCCUUUUCGAUCCCCUCGGACUGCUGGGUCCAGUAGUCACUUCCGCCAAGCUUUUUAUGCAAGCCCUGUGGGGCUUGAAAAACGACGACGGUAGAUGCUGGGACUGGGACCAAGAACUUCCGUCUGCGGCCACAUCAUUUUGGAAAUCGUACCACUCCCAACUUAUCCUACUUAACGAACUUCGAAUAGAACGUUGCAUUUUGCAUUCAAAUCCAACCUCAGUGCAACUUCAUAUCUUCUCCGACGCUUCUGAGCGUGCAUACGGCGCAUGCGCUUAUGUUCGUUCCACCGAUUCUUCAGACCUCGUAAAAGUUGCACUUCUAACAGCUCGAUCAAAAGUCGCACCCCUGUAUCGUCAAAGUAUCCCACGUCUCGAGCUCUGUGGUGCACUUAUUGCCGCCGAACUUUACAAGAAAGUCAUGCUAUCGCUUCAGCUUCAACCAGAAACCUUCUUUUGGGUCGAUUCAACGACGGUCCUCCACUGGCUCAAAUCUGCUCCAUCAUCCUGGGUGACCUUCGUAGCGAACCGGGUGUCGAAGAUACAACUCGCCACCGAGAAUUGCUCCUGGAACCACGUUCCAGGAUAUGAAAACCCAGCAGACCUUCUAUCACGCGGCACGACAGCUGAAACUCUCCUCCAGUCCGACCUGUGGUGGCAUGGGCCUGAUUGGUUAAAAUGCGGCGCAGAUAAAUGGCCAACUCAACAACACAUCAGCCAAUACAAUUCUGAAGUCCUCCAAGAAGCACGAAAAACACCAAUAUCUGUCAUCACUGCAACUUCUACGGAGUCCUUCAUCAACGAUCUUACUGAGCGGUUUUCCUCAUUUCGCCGAAUGGUAAACACCAUCGCUUACUGUGGGCGAUUAAAACUCAAGAAAGCCGAUCGUCCUAGCAGCACAAUACUGUCUUGUGAGGAAACCGAAGCAUCCGAAAACGCACUCAUCUCACUUGUCCAACAGCAGGAGUUCAGCAGCGAAUGGUCAAAUCUACAACAAGGCAAACCUGUCCCAACAAAGUCCCGCCUCAAAUGGUUCCAUCCGUUUCUGUCUGAAUCUCGAGUCAUUCGGAUUGGGGGCAGGCUCAGUCAUGCAACGUUACCCUACAACACCAGACAUCAAAUCCUGCUACCAGGCACACACCGUUUUUCCCAGCUCCUAGUUCAACAUCACCACGCGAAACAUCUACACGCUGCACCGCAGCUUCUCAUCAGCUUGCUUCGAACCCAGUAUUGGAUAAUAGGGGCCAGGGACUUAGCGAAGCGUGUCGUACAUGCCUGCGUGAUUUGCUUCAGAGCCCGUCCAAAACAACUAGAGCAGUUCAUGGGGGAUUUACCAGCCAAUCGUGUGAACAUGGCCCGUCCGUUUGCGAUCACCGGCAUCGAUUAUUGGGGACCCAUCCAGAUCCAACCAUCUCAUCGUCGUGCUGCUCCUAGGAAAGUCUAUGUGGCAGUCUUCGUAUGCUUCUGUACGAAAGCUGUCCACAUUGAACUUGUCUCUGACCUCACCGCUGCCAAGUUCAUACAAGCUUUACAGCGGUUCGUCUCUCGUCGUGGGUUGUGCUCUGAAAUUUACAGUGACAACGGUCGUAAUUUCGUCGGAGCUGCUAACGAAUUACGGCAAAUAGUUCGCAGCAAGGAGCACCAAAAAGCGCUGGCGGAGGAAUGCACCAACAACGGUAUUAGGUGGCACUUUAACCCACCUAAGGCUUCGCACUUUGGUGGUCUAUGGGAGGCCGCAAUCGCUUCAGCUCAAAAACACUUUCUUCGUGUCAUUGGAAAUCACACUCUGCCGUAUGACGAAAUGGAAACUCUUUUAGCGCAAAUUGAGAGUUGCCUAAAUUCCCGACCGAUAUCAUCAUUAAGUGAUGAUCCAUCCGACUUCGAUCCUCUGACACCGGGGCACUUUUUAGUUGGUGGCGCCUUAAAAGCAGUUCCUCAAUUAGAGCUGUCCUCCAUUCCCUACAAUCGGCUCAACAAUUGGCAUCGCACACAAAAGCUCCUACAGGACAUUUGGAAGCGCUGGCAACUUGAGUACGUGUCAACUCUCCAACAGCGUUCGAAAUGGUACAAGCCGCCCGUCAUCAUCCAAAAAGGUUGCCUGGCACUUCUUAAGGAUGAAAACACACCGCCGAUGAGCUGGAAGCUGGCUCGAAUCACCGAUCUGCAUCCCGGACCAGACGGAAUAACGAGAGUCGUAUCACUUCGCACAUCCAACAGCAUCUUUACUCGACCGGUGGCAAAAAUCUGCUUGCUACCUAUAGAACCACCAUCAGCUGGAACAACUUCUCCGCCAACUAGCAACGAAACUCCUGAUUCUCCGAUGAAAGGCAGCAACUAA